This is a messenger RNA of Nicotiana attenuata, 1017 nucleotides long. RefSeq lists its product as uncharacterized. Lineage: Eukaryota; Viridiplantae; Streptophyta; Magnoliopsida; Solanales; Solanaceae. Bases 1 to 1017 code for a protein of 338 amino acids. The record is from RefSeq and is a predicted model, not a curated record. The transcript is spliced from 5 exons.
AUGGAGGUCUAUAUCGACGACAUGCUAGUGAAGUUGGUUAAGAAGGAAGACCAUAUCGACCAAUUAAAGCAGGCCUUCGAGAUACUGAGGCAGUAUGGGAUGAAGUUAAACCCAGAAAAAUGCGCCUUCGGCGUACCCUCGGGGAAAUUUCUAGGUUUUCUCGUACCGCAACGAGGCAUCGAAGUCAACCCAGACCAGAUUAAGGCUAUACACACAAUACCCGAGGUUCUGCACAGUGUGCUGAAGAACGAUCAUGGACUACAAUGGAACGAAGAAUGCAUCGAGGCCCUGAAGAAAUUGAAAGCAUAUCUAUCUUCGCCACCACUGCUCGUCAAAGCAGACCCCGGCGAGUGCCUACUUGUGUAUCUGGCAGUAUCCCAAGUCGCUGUCAGCGCCGUCUUGGUCCGCGAAAAUAAAGGGAUACUGCCAGAGGUGGAACAAGAGGCCCUUCGCGCUUCUGCUCGUACUGACCUCUGGACCCUCUACACUGACGGCGCUGCGAAUGCCUCGGGAUCGGGACUGGGACUCGUCCUCGAGGUCCCUACGGGCGAACCUGAUCAAUCACGGUCUCUACAAAAGAACAUCGGAGGUCCCCUUGCCAAGUGCCUCGAGCCGCAUCAAACAAGGCAAGUAUUAGAGGAGGUGCACGAAGGCCAUUGUGGCGCCCAUACAGGAAACCGCUCCCUUGUUCGAUACCUCAUCCGCGCCGGCUAUUACUGGCCUACCAUGAAGAAAGAGGCAACAGAUUAUGUUCGAAGAUGCGAGCAGUGCCAAAAGUACGCCCCCAUGAUACACCAGGCAGGGGAACUCCUCCAUUCAGUCACCUCGCCAUGGCCCUUCAUAAAGUGGGGAAUGGACAUAAUCGGCCCUCUACCGACAGGACGAGGAAAGAAAUCUCCACUGUAUGUACAAAAAUCUCCACUGAAUGAACAAAAAUGUCCGUUGAAUGAACAGAAAUCUCCAUUGAAUGAACAGAAGUCUCCAAUGAAUGAACGGGAAUCUCUAUCCUACGACUGA